Messenger RNA from Chaetomium strumarium, 957 nucleotides. RefSeq lists its product as uncharacterized. Bases 1 to 957 code for a protein of 318 amino acids. The transcript is spliced from 6 exons. The record is from RefSeq and is a predicted model, not a curated record. Lineage: Eukaryota; Fungi; Ascomycota; Sordariomycetes; Sordariales; Chaetomiaceae.
AUGGUGAAAAUCGCAGUGGCCGGCGGCUCCGGCUCGGUUGCCAGCGAGAUUAUCGACGCCCUAGUCGCUACCAAGAAGCAUGAGAUUCUGCUUCUCUCGAGAAAGGAUGCUCCUCCUCCGGAGAAGGCUGUGCCGGGGGUGACGUGGGUCAAGGCAAACUACGAGGACGUGGAGCAGCUGGCCCAGGUGCUGCAGGGAGUCGAUACGGUGCUCUCAGUGAUCGUCGUGCACAUGGACCCCGGCAACGUGGCACAGCGGAACCUGAUCGAUGCUGCUGUUCGAGCGGGCGUGAGGCGCUUUGCGCCGAGCGAAUGGGGCCUGCCGAGCAGCGAGUAUAUGCCCUGGUAUGCCGGAAAGGCCGAGAUCAGUCAGUAUCUCAAGGACCUGAACAAGAACAAGAAGGUCCUGGAGUACACGCUUUUCCAGUCCGGCCUCUUUAUCAACUACCUCACCUACCCUUACCAGUUAACCAAGCACCUUCCCAGGAUGCAUACCCCGAUCGACUUCAACGAGCGCCGAAUUCUGAUCGUGGAAGGGAGUGAGGAUGUCCGCAUCACCCUCACCAGAGUCGAGGAUCUCGCGGGCGUGGUGGCCAGGGCUGUCGAGUACGAGGGAGAAUGGCCGGUUGUCGGGGGAAUCAAGGGCACCGAGCUCUCUGUUCGGCAAUUGAUUGAGCUCGGCGAGAAGAUUCGCGGUGGACCAUUCGAUGCCGAGAAGCUCAAGGCCGAGGACCUCAAGGCUGGCGUGUACAAGGCGUCGUGGUGUCCCACGCUCGAGCACUCUUCUUUCUCGCCGGAACAGGCCAAAGCACUUGCGAAGACGUUCACGACAGGCCUCCUGCUAGCCAUGUCGGUUGGGGACUGGAAUGUCUCGGACGAGUGGAACCGUCUGUUGCCGGACUAUCAGUUCACUCAGGCCGAGGACUUUUUGAGUGGUGCUUGGAACGGCAAGCCGUGA